This is a messenger RNA of Mycena citricolor, 5951 nucleotides long. The record is from the annotation of a GenBank genome assembly. NCBI's taxonomy places the organism in Eukaryota, Fungi, Basidiomycota, Agaricomycetes, Agaricales, Mycenaceae.
CCCGGCCGUUUCCGCCUUCCCCCGAAACUCUUUCCUUGCCCGCUCCUCGCGAUGGUCUCGCGAACCGUCUUUCACCGUGUCCUCCGGAAUGCUCGUCCACACCGGUCUCUGAGGAAUUUCGCCACCGUGCAUAACGCUGGUCCGUUCACGGAGAUUUCCCGUCUCUCUAACGGACUCACCGUCGCCACCGAGUCACACCCUCAUUCUCAGACUGCCACCGUUGGUGUCUGGAUUGAUGCAGGCUCUCGGGCUGAGACGGACGCAAAUAACGGCGCUGCACACUUUUUGGAGCACAUGGCCUUCAAGGGUACUGGGAAGCGGACACAGCAUGCGCUUGAGCUCGAGGUCGAGAACAUCGGAGCCCACUUGAAUGCUUACACGUCGCGAGAGCAAACUGUCUACUACGCCAAAAGCUUCCGCAAGGACGUUCCUGCUGCUGUCGACAUCAUCAGCGACAUUCUCCAGAACUCGAAAUUGGAGGCCUCUGCUAUCGAGCGUGAACGAGACGUCAUUUUAAGGGAGCAGCAGGAGGUAGACAAGCAGCUGGAAGAGGUCGUCUUCGACCAUCUUCACUCUGUCGCUUUCCAACACCAACCCCUGGGGCGUACCAUACUGGGACCGAAAGCAAACAUCCUUUCGCUCAAACAAGACGACUUGAGUUCAUACAUCAAGACGAACUACACUGCUGAUCGCAUGGUUCUCGUUGGUGCAGGUGGCGUCGACCAUGCUGAGCUCGUCAAAUUGGCCGAGCAGCACUUUUCUUCCCUCCCCGUCUCCCCUAAUCCCAUCCGCCUCGGUGGAUCCGCCCAUGCCAAGAAUAACUUCGUUGGAUCCGAGGUUCGCUUGCGCGACGACGAGCUGGGAGCUGCUCACAUCGCCAUCGCUGUCGAGGGUGUCGGCUGGUCAUCACCCGACUACUUUCCGAUGAUGGUUCUACAGAGCAUCUUUGGUAAUUGGGAUCGCUCUCUUGGCUCUGCCUCGCACCUUUCCUCUCGCCUUUCUCAUGCCAUCUCCUCAAACAAUCUCGCCAACUCCUUCAUGAGCUUUAGCACGAGCUAUGCUGACACCGGCUUGUGGGGCAUCUACCUCGUGAGCGAGAACUUCAUGAACUUGGACGAUCUCACGCAUGUGACGCUGCGCGAAUGGGCCCGUAUGAGUAUCUCGCCAACUUCUGUUGAGGUCGAGCGUGCCAAGAGCCAGCUCAAAGCUGGUCUACUACUUGGGCUAGAUGGAUCGACUGCUAUUGCGGAGGACAUAGGACGACAGCUCGUCACCAGCGGUCGUCGUAUGUCACCUCAACAGACUGAGCAGGCUGUUGACGCUGUCUCCGUGGACGACGUCAUGCGUGUUGCUAAGAAAUAUCUCUGGGACAAGGAUUUCGCUCUUGCUGCCGUUGGCAACAUUGAGGGUCUGUUGGACUACAAUCGUCUCCGCACCGAUAUGUCUCGCAUGACCCUGUAGAAAUCAUACAUAUAGAUCGGACCAAAAAUCCAAGCAGUCGCUCCUGCACUGGGUCACAAUUGUUUGAAAAUAUCAUCGUCAUCCUAGCGGCGUGGGAGGCAUUGUCGCACUCAUUCAGACCACACGCACUGCAGUGCGUAUGGUAAUUAUCUGUUAAUAUUCAGGACCUAGUAGUGACAUCCUAGCACGUAGUAGAUAAGGAAUGUGUGUAGCAGUCAAAAUGCGAGUUGAGUCGCCUCAUGAGGUGUCGUAUAGGUGAGUAUGUGUGGCGAGGAAUGUAGAUUUGGCUAGUGUACAACAAAUGCGCGGUUGACGCGAUGCAGAGAUAAGAUACAAUGCAAAAAGUAGGGGCGAAAUGGAGCACAACCAGAAAUCGAAUGUCGUGAAAACGUAUUUAUAUGAUGUCCCAGAGAUCCUCGAGGGCACAGCAAAACUAGACGAUGCUCAGAGCAAGGGCAAACGAUAUAUGACGCUACACACCUUGCCACACGCAACACUGGCACUCAGUGCGUACUCGCUGAUGCUAAUCUUCUCAUCCACGUAAGCGUCUGCGAAAUCAUCCCGCCCACGGGCCAUAGCGCCGACAAACACAGCGAUGUUGUGUGCGGGGGGUAACGUCUUCAGAUAGGAAGAUAGUCGCUGCGUCUUGGCAUCUCCUGAGAGCGCUAUUGACGUGUCAGAUGUACGAAAGGGGGAAUAAGAUAUUGAACGCACUCAAUUUGAUGGUGUUCGGAGGAAGAUGAUCGAUGAUCGGGUUUUUGACGACCUUGAGCAGCUUUUCCGGACCGUUGACCCCUCGGAUGGACAGUUUGUGCAGAAGCUGCACCAUCAGACCGCUAAAACGCUUGAAAGUUCGGGGAAUCCGAACGUGGGGGUUCACUUCGAUCAGGACGCCUUUCGCAGUGUGAAUGUAGACCUGGAGCAACCCAGCUUUGUUCAGCGGCGAGUCAAGUAGAGUGAGCAGACACUGGAGGGCAUUGUUAGCAAGAAAAAGAAGCACAUUUACAGCGGCUCACCUGAUGUGUGAUGUCUGGACGAGCGUCAGCGAUGUCUCGACCGGUCUUGGCAAGGAUGCCUUGAUGAUCGUCGCAAUUGAGCAGCGUGUAUUUGACUUCACCCUCCUGUCCGCCGCGCUUGCUCUUACCAGCGCCACCUGGCAGGCGAUAUGCUUCAAGACAUGCCUGCUCGAGAAUCACAUAGAGUCGCCGAUGAGAAGAGGUGAUGCUGGCACGAGGAACAUGCGCCUGAACUGGGAGCAUUGUGGGAUUGGCAGGAGGAAGGCGAUUAUUAUUUUGAGCAGAGUCCAUGGCACGUUCUGGGAGUUUGCGGGUAGGGCGGUCAGAGUCAAUGAGCGGCAGAUCCUUUUGGAUGAUCGUGAUGCCUCUGUCGAGAACUUUUUUCGUCGUGGUGGAAACGACUGGGAGAGAAGAGCCGUCUUCAGCUUCGGCUUCGUCUUCUUCUAAGACAGCAGGUUCGGCGUUGAGGCUGAGAUCCAGAUCGCUCGCGUCAUCGUCUCCGUGAGGAGGGCUUUGCUGACGGCGGCGCUGAGCGGGACGUUCACCUGGGGUACUUUUGGGACGCGGAGGUGGAUCAAGACGAAGAUCAGAGUCCUUUGGAGACGAUGAUAGUGAGCGGCGGCGGCGACGAGCAGGAAUGGGUAUGGGGCCGAUGGUCAUGGAGCGAAGUGAAAGCGCACUGGCAGGCAGAGGAAAAUGUGUCACUUGUGACAGCAGUGACCGAGAACACUGCCAGAACCUUGCGAACACUACGCGAUUCUCACGCAAUCUCGUCUACUGGACAUAAUCUUCCUACUCUUUUAUUGGCCUGUAUCAGCUCAGAAUCUAUUUCGACCAUCAUGUCGCCUGCAGCGCCGGAAUUGCCCCCUCAAAGCCAUCCACCGUUGGCACAACAUCCCUCUUUGAGCCGCGACCUGUGGGAUGCAUCAUCGGAAACACCGACACUGCUUCAUUCGCUGCAAGAGGCGCGCUCUGUUCUCAGCCUUGCGACGACCGACAAGUACAUCUUCUGUGGGAGCCAGAGUCAGGAGAUUCCUGUCUGGGAUAAGCAAACUUUCCGACUGAAAGAUCGACUUUGCGGCCACACGGGAGCGGUGUUGGCACUCGCUUAUGCGGAGGACCGGCGCUGGCUACUCAGUUCUUCGGGAGACAGUACUGUCAGGGUCUGGUCCACGGAGAACCUGUCUCCUUUGUACAUACUGUCCCCUCAACUUCACACCGGGACGGGGGACCUCUUCUCUCUCGCCUGGUGCCACACUCUGCAAACCGUUUACAUUGGCUGCCAGAAUACAUCUAUCCAGUGGCACUCCUUCAACUCAGAUGAUCAUGUCAUCAAUGCGUCUACGACACCAUCAGCCCGGAGAGAUCCUUCCUCUGGAACGUCGACGCCUUCACGAAAAGCUCAUCGGUUUUUCGAUAGUUAUCCACAAUAUGAGCGAAAGCCUGUCGACAUCUUCGCAAACAACGGAAGACCAAGUAGGGAUAAUUCACCCCAUCCCGACCCAACAUUACCUCCCCACGCAUACAUCGACAUCCCCGAAGACAGUGUUAUCGAGUCCGCGCACUACGGGUAUGUUUAUUGCAUGGCUCUUGUCGAAGAUGAAGAUGGCAAAACGAAGUUGGUUACCGGUGGUGGUGAUGAAUCAGUGAAGCUCUGGAACUGUUCCGUCCCAGAUGGGAUAUCGGAAAUAUGUGCCUUCGAAUGCAAUAGCGGAGCUGUAUUUUCGCUGGUUGCUAAAGACGAGACUGUAUACGCCGGAUGUCAGGAUGGGUCCAUCAAGGUGCUUGACCUGGAAACAAAGACCAUCGUUCGGAGUAUCAUUGGCCAAGAAUCCAUUGAUAUUCUUUCGCUGUCUAUUGUCAAAUCUGAUCUCUAUGCCUGUUCUGCGAACGGUUCGGUGCAGAGAUUCUCCCCGUCAUUCGAUUGUACAGCCUCCUGGAAAGCUCACGAAGGCAUUGUUCUUUCUUCAAUUGUUACGAAAGGGUUUUCCAACGAGCAGUUAUAUCUGAUCACGGGCGGAAAUGAUGAUUACAUCAAAGUAUGGGGUUUAGACAAUUCAAGACCUCUAGAGCCUGUGAAGCAUUUGACUCAUGGGCACACAACAGAUACAUUAACCUUUGCACUGUCAAAAUUUGUUUCUAUACCCAGUGUUAGCUCCAAUUCAUCAAAUCGGGAAGAUUGUCGGCAGGCUGCUAUCUGGCUCAAAAAGUGUUUUACACAGAUGGGUGGUACCUCAGCUCUUCUUGCAGCUGGCAAAGACAUCAAUCCUUUGGUUCUUGCAACCUUCAGUGGAUUAUGCACAAAAACAGCAUUGAAACCUCGACUCUUGAUAUAUGGGCACUAUGAUGUUAUUCCAGCUCCAUCAGAAGGUUGGGACUCAGAUCCCUUCCAUAUGAUAGGAAAAAAUGGACACUUGUAUGGGCGAGGUGUAACAGACAACAAAGGGCCUAUCCUUGCAAUUCUGUGUGCUGUUGCCCAACUACUAGCAGACCGAGCUCUUGAGGUUGAUGUUGUCUUUCUCAUUGAAGGUGAAGAAGAAUGUGGAAGUACAGGUUUCCGAGAUACAGUUCAAAAACAUAAGAAAUCUAUUGGCCACAUUGAUGCAAUUCUAGUCAGCAACUCAACCUGGAUUGCUGAAGACACACCCUGUAUCACCUAUGGACUACGUGGUGUAAUACAUUGUGCAAUUGAAAUCACUAGUGAUUCUCCUGAUCUUCACUCAGGCAUUGAAGGUGGUGCUGUAGUGGAACCCUUACUUGACAUGGUCCAUUUAUUGGCAUCCCUGACUGAUUCGCAUCAUCAAGUGCUUAUUCCAGGCUUUUAUGAACAUGUCAGAGAAUUAACUGCUGAGGAGAAUCUGCUCUACCAGCAGUUAGAGAGUAUGAUUGGUCGCACAGCCACAUCCUGGUCCUCUCGCUGGAGAGAACCCUCAAUGACUAUACAUACAGUAGAGAUAUCUGGGCCUAAAAAUUCUACUGUGAUCCCUGGAACAGUUAAAUCUCAGGUGUCAAUCAGAAUUGUGCCAGACCAAGAUCUGGAUACUGUGGCUACAUCUCUUGCCCAGUAUCUACACAAAUCAUUUGAGCAAUUAAACUCGCCUAAUCGGUUCAAAGUUUCAAUUGAACACACUGCUGAUUGGUGGCUUGGUCAGCUUGAUGGAUUCUGGUUCCAAGCUCUAGAAGAGGCUGUUCAAGAAGAAUGGGGAGUAAAGCCAUUGCGGAUCAGAGAAGGAGGGUCUAUUCCCUCUGUUCCCUAUCUUGAAAAGGAAUUCAACUGUCAUGCAUUGCAUCUUCCAAUGGGACAAAGUUCAGAUCAAGCUCAUUUGCCUAAUGAACGGAUAUUACUGGAUAAUUUGACAAGAGGAAAAUCAGUUAUUGAGCGAUUUCUGAUCACUAUAGGCAACUACUUUUCUACAAAACAUUGUACAGAACUGUAAUUUAACAUUUUUGUUGUGUUAUCACACUAAAGCCAAA